AUGGCGCUGGAAGAUAUCGUGUACGUCAUUUGUGACAGCCAGAAGGGUCCAGUUUCCCUUUGUGGGUGGAUAGUCGGGCUGCCGGGCGCAGACGCUGUGAUCGGGACUUCAGUGAAGGCCACCCUUGGCCUGCCGCAGACUGCUACAGGAAAGCAGGGUGAGCACGAGGUCUCUUUUGUGCGUGUGCCCUUAGCGGCCGUGACCGAGCAAGCACCUGCUGGAUGGACCGGGCUGCGCCCCAAGGAUCUGCCUCCUUUGAGGCCCUGCCAGGCUGCGUGGAAGGCUAUCGAAAAAGGCGGGGCAGAGCUGGAGAGCAGUGGGGCCGAGAUGCCUCGAAGCACGAAGGCGGCUGGCAAGAGCCGAGGGUCCUUGAAAGAGGAUCUGAAGAGCCUGCAAGGGCUCUGGAAGGACGAGGAAGACGAAGACGAAGACGAGACGGACGACGAAGAGGACGACUUCCCUCGCAGCCGCCGGAAGAGUCGAGUUCUACCUCCGGGGCAGACGGCCAAGAGCCGCAGCUCCCGGGAAUCGCGGGAAGAAGGAGGCGAUCUGGACAUGCGAAAAAUGAUUCGCAAAGGUCUGGCCGAGGGCCAGAGCCCCAACGAGCUGAUGCCUUUGAUGUUGAUGACUCUCGCUUUGGAAAAAGGCGAGGGCCGGCGGAAGAAGAAAGGCAAGGAAGCAGGUCGGGACCUCAACCUGCUUGGUUUUUCGGACUCCGACGACAGCGACGAGGAGACAGGGCACUUGGGGAAGGGCAUGCAGGCAGUGGCCACGCUCCACCGAUUGCACGAGUGCAUCCGGAAGCGGCCCAGGCGAAUCAUCCAGCAGUUCGAGGCCGAGGUUGUGAGAGAGCUCGGCGUGACGGCCGGCCAGCCAUGGACCCUCAACGAUUGGGUCAAGCGCCAGAGCUGGGGCAAGUUCAAGGGACUGCAGAGGGCUGCGGUUCAGGACGUCGAGGUCUACGAGUUGCUCCGCAACGGGGAGUCAGCCGCCGCAGCGGCACAAGUGAUCCAGAACUUGAAAAGCAAGGUCCAGUGUGUGCUGCAGGGGGGCGACUGGCAAACGGCCUGGCUCCUGACGGGUCUCGAAGACCCCUUGACCAAGAAGGAGUUCGCCGGCUCGAAGCAGGAGAUGGCGAUCAUCUCUUCCUAUGUGAAGGCCCUGGCCGACCUCAAGAAGAAGGUUCGUGAAGGGCACUCGGCCGGGAGCGCAGCCGACGAGGUGGGCGAGCAAGUUGUGCAUCCUGUCUUGGUUUUCGGGAAUUCGAGAUUUGUUUCUUAUGUUUCGUGGUUCGAGGGGGCCCAAAGUUUCCUGCUGGAGCGGUCCGGCGACCAUGUGCCACUCUUUCCAUGUGCCUUGCCCUUCCCCGAAGUGGUGGUGGCAGCGAGCUUCCCGUCGGAUGAGUCAGGGAUUUUGUCAUGGUGGUCCCGGGCCUUCGUGAAUACGUUUGUGGCCUGGGGCAACUUCGUGACCCUGGGGUGUCCGGCGGAGGGUGCAAGUGCAUAUGAGCCGCGAGUGAGCUACAGAUGUGCGGCGGAAGCCCGGGCUUUCGCUCUUGAGCUCCUUGGCGAGGUGGAGGAAUUUGCUACUUUGGACUUGGUUCUGGGUCGUCUUGGGUGCUCCGGAAAGAGGGGUUGUAUAGAUGAGCUUCUCAGGCAAGUCCGCUGUACAGGCGGUGCAUGUUAUGCGGGGACGGCCCAGGUACCGGGAAAGGUUUCGACCGCUUUGCCGGUGGUCGCCUCGCGGGUGGCUCUGCCUCCUAAGGCAGGGUUGGUGGAUCCAUGUAUGUGGUUGCCGCCCGAACGUGCGGCAAUUCUGCAGGACUUGGCUGGCCUUAAGAAGGCAGAGGAUGCCUGGGGUGAUGUGCCCGUGGCCUGCCACCAGGUUGCGCCGAGUGAAGAGGACGAGCUGGUGCGCAGGCUAGUUCGGCAUGGUAUGGCGCUCCCGUUCUUGGAGGACGCUCUUCCUCGCGAUCGUGAAGGGCGGCCGGAGAACGCCACCAUGGAGAAGCUGCCUUGGGCCAAGCUCCCGAGCGGGGCCUGCUUUACGAGGUUCGGCGAGAACUUGGCCUUCUACCUCAUCGGGAGUACAGGCUGUGCACGAGUCGGUGUUGCAGAUGGUGAGCCGGUUCCACGCGGCCCGUCCUGGCAGGGGGUGUACAUAGACGACCUCCUGAUCUGCCAGAGGUGCUCGCUCCCCCGGCCGGUGCCAUUGGAUGGAAGCUUCCUGCCACCACCCCCUCUGCCACAGGAUGAGGACGUGCAGAAGGUAGCGGCGGCCGAGCAGGCGUACGAGGAGGCGGGCUUGCAGCGUGCCAUCCACAAGGAGUUUCGGUACCAAUGUGCUUUCAAGGCGUGGGGUGCUGAAGUAGACGGCGUGGCCGGCAAGGUCGGAGCGCCCAAGGACGUGCGCAGGCAGGUCUGGAUGCUCCUGUUCAAGAUUGUGUCGGCUGGCUUCGCUAGUGGAGAUGUUCUUCGGCAGGUGCUGGGCUAUUUGGCCUAUAUCUUCCAAUACCGUCGGGAGCUUUAUGCAUUGCACCAUCGUAUGUAUAAGUUCGUGGAUGGGAUGCCUCCGGACAGGUGGAUCAAGCUGCCGAAUUACGUGCUGGACGAGUUGCGGUCGUGUGCUUUGCAUCUGCCUUUUGCUGUGUCUUCCAUGCGCCGCCGGGUGUCAAGCACCUUGCUGGCGACCGACGCGACUCCGACCUCAGGUGGAGCUGUGGUCACGGAGGCCCCCGAGGCCCUGGCAGAAGAGCUCUGGAGGCAGAGCGAGAUCAAAGGCGAGGCCGUGCGCAUUGACCGAGGGCUGGAGAGCGAACUGAGCGACAGUGUUCCGAAGGUGCCCUCGGUUUUCGCCAGCACGGUCGGCGAGUGCCUACCUUGGCAUGUGGUCGCCUCGUACACUUUUCGCGAGACCUCCCACGUCAACUUACAGGAGCUGCGUGCUUGGCGCCGGGAAAUGUGCCGUAUUGCAGCCAGCGGGGGACACAGGAAUUGCAUCAUAGUGGCACUCAAUGAUUCGCGUGUCGUGGUCGGUGCCGUGGCCAAGGGAAGAUCGUCAAGUGUGCGAUUAAACAACCUGCUGAGAGGCGCCCUGCCCCACUUGAUCCUGGGGGGCGUUUCGGGGGCUGUCCUGUGGAUAGAGACUGCGGCAAACCCGGCCGAUCAUCCGUCGAGGUUUCGGCCGCUUCCUGCUCCUCGCGCUCCUCCAGGCUGGUUGCAGGCUUUCGGGAUCCAAGAGAGUUUGCGGCUCCGUGGGUGCGAGGUCUGCUCGGGAGAUGCGAUCGUCACCCAGGCACACAAGGACCUCAACCUAGAGAUGGGUCCACCUUUGGAUCUGUUGCAGGGGGGCGCCGGGCAAACCCGAGUCGCGGAGUUGCACAUUGAGGUGGCCCGGGGAUUUACCAACUGGCUGUGGCUGGCGCCGCCAUGGACAGGCUUCACCGCGUGGGAAAACACACGGCUUCCGAGCUGUGGUGUGGCAGUGUUGCCUGGACCUGGCUUGGGCAGUCGUGCAGGCUGGUGGCUGCUGCAUCCACGGCGCAGUCGGGCCUGGGGCCUGGCUACCACAGAGAGCCUCUUGCACGUCGAGGGUGUUCGCUUGCUCAAAGUCGACGGCUGUGCUUUUGGUCAGACUCGGGGCCGUGCGGUGCCCAAGCUACCAUUGCGAAUCUUGACGAAUGCACCGUGGGCCCAAGCCAUUGAGAAAGAGUUCGGGAGCUGGGCCGUGCGGUGGCGGAUGCCCUCGUACGGUGGACGCCUUCGCAAUGCUAACCUCACUCCGGCAUACCGCCGGGGUUUGCGGGUGGCGGCUCAAUGGUUGUUCGAUUUAGCUGUUAGCUUGGGCUGUCGCUUGACCAGAGACACGCCGCCGCCCACGAUUGAUAGGGUCCUUGAGAAGUGCAUUGACGAAGCAUACCGCAGCGGGGAGAAGCUCUACUUUGUCAGGCUCGGGCUGAUUGGGCUCCAACGUAACUCCACGGAGGGCUUUGCGAGGGAGUGCUAUUGGGGAGCCAUGUUGGAUCUGGACCUCACCUUCCCAGAUGGCUGUGCUGAGGAGCUCGAGGCCGGGGGCCUCGUGAUCACCAUCCGGAAGCCAAAGACUCGGCGGCUGUGGCAGACCCAAUUCGUGCUGGUUAAGGACCUGUGCUUGAUUAGGUGGCUUCGGUGGUGGACCGCAGGCACCCGCCAUGAUCGCAUUCUGUUCAGGGUGGCCCGGCGACAAUGGAGCCGCCUCUUUGCCGAAGGCUUGUGCCGUCUUCAUCUGGGCGACCGAGGUUUCACUCUCAGCAGCCUCCGCUCCGGAGGUGCAACGUGGCAUUUUCGGGUCUACGAGAAUCUGCCGAAGUUACAGUACAUGGGCCGGUGGUCACGUCCAGACACUCUUAAGUACUAUCUGCACGAGGCCAUGACCAUUAAAGUGGAUGCGGAAGCCAAGCCCGAAUCCAAGGAUGCCGUGCAUUUGGCCUUGCAGCAUGUGGACAAGCUUGAGACCUGGUGCAGACACAUGGCGGAAGUUGGAACGAUCGCUCCCAAACGGGCGGUGUUCCGGCUCAGCCGUACGGCGCCGGCGCGUGGGGACUCUGGUGAUGCCUCUACUGGAGAUGUGCAGGGCGCGACGGAGGCGCUCAUGUCAGCUGUGGGCUGGGCCGCGGAUGGGCUGGGUACUGUGGACGUGGAUGGUGGUCGCACGGCGGCGGAGAUCCUGGGGGACGAAGCGUCGCGGGCCUCGGCGGCGCGCUGGCGCUCAGGAAGUUUGCAGCGCAAACUGACGGCGGUCUUGGCGAGGUUGGUUACGUCAGUUCAUUCGGCGACGCCGCCGGGACCCAGCUCGAGACCUCUGGCUCCCGUCCAACCGCUGCCCCUACGACCUACCACCGCAACCGGAAGUGCACCUACUAGCUCACUGCCGUUUGGUUGGAGGUGGUCCGGCCCUUCGCUCUGCUGGCCACGGACCUGGCGUUGGAAAACACUGGCGCUGCUUGGGCUGAUGUGCCUGUUUCCUCGGGUCGUGGCUCUGCUCCUGGCGUUGCUCUUUCGCCUCUUCAUUCGUGGAUGCCUCGCCUUAGCCAGCCACGUGCUCCGAGAGCUGUGCACGCAAACUUUGGCUUUGGCAGGGGAGCUGGAAAGCUUCAUCGUGGAGUGGCUCACCCUGCAGCUCGGCAUGCAGACACGACGACCCCGGCACAGUUGA
Molecule: messenger RNA, 5193 nt
Organism: Symbiodinium sp. CCMP2592
Lineage: Eukaryota; Dinophyceae; Suessiales; Symbiodiniaceae
Source: the annotation of a GenBank genome assembly